CUACAACAACAAAAACAUGGACGUCCUAAAGCAUUUAUUGGAGGGCAAGUUCAGCAUACAGCCUGAAGAUGUUUCCCUGGAUACUCUGCUGAGAAGUGCUGUGAAUAAAAUGUUGGAGAGGAAGAAUGGACACCAAUACUUUCUGCGUUUUCUCCAUGGAAUGUCUCUGGAGUCCAGUCAGAUGCUUUUGCAAAGUCUAUUGACAGAUACUUGCAACAGCUCAGGGACAACUGAAAGCACACUGAAAUACAUAAAAGAUUUGGGUAAACAGGCAGAUGUCUCUAUGGACAGAUGUAUUGAUCUUCUCCACUGUCAGAUUGAAAUGCGAGAUCCCAGUGUGAUUGAAGACAUUGAAAGCCUCAUGAGAUCACAGAGAGAAUUUUCACUCUCUCAUUGGUCAGAGAUUAGCACCUUAAUUCAGAUGUCAGGAGGGAUUCUGGGUGAAUUUAACCUACAGAAGUGUCACCCUUCAGAACGCCAAAACAGUACUAAGCAUGUUUGUGAGCUGCUGUAGAAAGGCCCAAAUAUCAAACUGUGACCUCUCUGAGGAUUCCUGUGUAAUGGUGGCCUCAGCUCUCCAGCAUCCACACAGUGCUCUGAGAGAGCUGGACAUGAGUGGAAAUAACCUGGGGACCUCUGGGGUUGAACAGCUGUGCUCUGGACUCAAAAGUCCAAACUGUAAACUAGAAAUCCUGAGGCUCUCCCAAUGCAAACUCAGAAACACAAGCUGUUUGAAUUUGAACUCAGCACUGGGUUCUGACCAUUCCCGUCUAAGAGAGCUGGAUGUGAGCAACAAUUUUCUGGAGGAGUCAGAAGUGAAGCUGCUUACAAAAAGAGUGGAAGAUCCAAAGUGUAAACUGGAGGUUCUCAAGUCCGAACCCACUCAGGAAUCAUAUCCAUCCUCAUUGGAGCCCAUAUUCCCUGUGCUUGAAUAUUCUUCACCCUACCACUAUAGCUCACCUAUUAAGAAAUCACCCAGUCGUUGUGUAUCUCAAGACAGUGAUGAGAUCACCUAG
Messenger RNA from Alosa alosa (allis shad), 1016 nucleotides. Its product is annotated as ribonuclease inhibitor-like. The transcript is spliced from 5 exons. NCBI's taxonomy places the organism in Eukaryota, Metazoa, Chordata, Actinopteri, Clupeiformes, Clupeidae. Bases 495 to 1016 code for a protein of 173 amino acids. The record is from RefSeq and is a predicted model, not a curated record. Gene Ontology annotation, molecular function: protein binding.